This is a messenger RNA of Xiphophorus hellerii (green swordtail), 1140 nucleotides long. It is a transcript of the gene sertm1, whose product is annotated as serine rich and transmembrane domain containing 1. The record is from RefSeq and is a predicted model, not a curated record. NCBI's taxonomy places the organism in Eukaryota, Metazoa, Chordata, Actinopteri, Cyprinodontiformes, Poeciliidae. Gene Ontology annotation, cellular component: intracellular membrane-bounded organelle. The coding region runs from base 441 to 827 and encodes 128 amino acids. The transcript is spliced from 4 exons.
GGGAUGGGAGUAGAAUGAGCACUAAACCGCCUCUUCUUCUCUCUCCAGCACUUCUCCAGGAGAAAAUCAGCUUCACUACAGCCCCUGUUAGACAGGGCCAUUUGUUUGUGUGUGUCCAUUCAUAGAGACGACCCACAUUCGUCAGUGUCCACUCCAGCUGUAGAGCCUGUCUGCACUGAAUGACAGAGAAGGAGACGGGAAGAAACAGGGGAAAUCUGUGGGGAGGCAGAUCUAGUUUACUCUGCUGCAAGCCUGAAGACAGGAUGGAUUUCUGCACUAAGUGAGCAAAGAGAAGCUAAACUGCACGUAUUAAGAGACUCAACAUCAAUCUUGAGAACGGCAUCAUAAAUGACUAUAGCAUGCCAAACUCCGAUCACAUGAGAUGAGUGAACACACACUUGAAGCACAGCUGGGGCAAUCUACAGGAAACUGCUUCCAGAAUGUCGGGAAUGGACGUCCUGCUGGUGGACAACAACAAGACCGGAGUCACCCCGAUAGACAAUGGGACUUUUCUGCGUUUCUCCCCGACGUCCGCCUCCACGUCGGCGGCUGCAUCGUCCCCAGGAGGUCGCCAGGGCAACGUCUAUGUCUACGUGUGGCUCUUCCUCGGGCUGCUGGUGUUCCUGCUGACGCUGCUCAUCAUCUCCCUCCACAGGCUGAAGAACAUCAUCUCAUCAUCUUCCUCGGUACCCGACUGCAGCAGCGAGGGAGGGAGCUCCUUCACCAACAUGGAGAUCUGCAGCAUCUCCUCUCAGAGGCUGAGGAUGCAUGCAAAACAAACAAAUAAACCAACAAGAAAAACUCCACAAGACCAGCUGAUGGAAUAAGAAUAUCCUCCCAUGCAUGAAUAUUUUAAUCCUGGCGGUUCAGUGACACUGAUGUCUAUAUGCAAUCUGCAUAGCUACCACAGAGGUUACAAGGUAUAAAAGUCAACAUAUCCUGCUCAACCUGACUUGAACAAAAAAUGAACCUGGUGAAUACUUUCCCAUUGCAGGGAAAACACAAAGUGAAAGACAAUUAUCCUUUUGUGUUGACUUUUUCUGUCUUUAGAAGCUUUGUAAAUCAUAUCCUGAUAUCUGUAGAUUACGCUGCAAAACCCAGCAUUCUGAAAUAUUAAAUAUCUGAACUUUGUAAACAUGA